Molecule: messenger RNA, 7962 nt
Organism: Bombus pyrosoma
Lineage: Eukaryota; Metazoa; Arthropoda; Insecta; Hymenoptera; Apidae
Exons: 8
Coding region: 1965-3866 (633 amino acids)
Source: RefSeq, a predicted model, not a curated record
GCAUCGUUGAUCGUCGUCCCCCGAGUCCUGAUCCUGACGGUGAUUUAGUAGCGUUUCCAGCCGUUUUUCCUUCUCCGGCGAAUAGCCAGCACCCAUCCAGGGUGAACAAGGACAAGGCUGGGGGACCGGAUCUCGUUAAAGAAACGCAGGAAACGAUGAACAGAGAAGAAAAUCGUGGCGGUUGAAACAUUGACGAUCAGCGUCGCGUCUUCGAUCAUCGCGCGAUGAUUUAGUGAACGAUUGAGUUUCCAUCGGUUCGGUGUUUUCUUUCCUUUCUAUUUAUUUCAGUUUAUACGUAAGACUUUCUGUCAAGCACGCUGUGAUACCUUAGGAGACACUGAAUGUACCGCCAGAAGGAUUAACCUUCGAUAAACCGCCAAAUAUCUACUCUGCUUGGCCGCUUUAGAAAGACCUAGUGAUCGCGCUUUCCACCUCGUGCUUUCUACGACGAAGUUCGAAAGUUGUGAGCAACGCGUGUCUCGUAAGGUGGUUGAAAGGGUGGGAAUCGUUUUCCGGUGGUGGGACAGAGAAGAGUUACGAUCCGACGAUGAUCCAGUGCAGAUUUAGUGGCUUCCUUCCGCGAUGAAACGCAGAAUCGUGUGAGAAAAGGCAGGAGUUAAGCGGACCAUAAAAUUUAAUUCCAUUGGACUCGUUUUAAGAGAAUGGGAGUUAGGCGAGUAAAACACUUCCAUCUGUUGAUUACUCGAACAUAGUAAACCCACAAAAAAAUAAAAAUAAGGAAAAGCAUGACUGAAAAAUAGUGCUGCAAAAUAGACGGAAGAAAGAUUCGAUAUUGCCGUAUCGAUAAAAAAGUGAAGCUUAUAUUUUGCAAUUUUGUCUCAUAUUUUAUGAGAGUUUAAGAAUUUGAAUGGAUACAAAGAUCAUACACAUCUCAUCGAGGAAAGAAACCUGCAGGAUAUUUAUGUCUUGAAAGAUUUCUUGAGGUAUUUCUCAGUAUUUCUACGAGAUAAAUAAUUGUCUCUUUCGAAAUUUAUCGUAGAAAUAUUAAUGAUAUUAGUCGAAUAUCGUUUUCAAAAACACAUAUAAAUCACGUUUCUGCAUUCUUAUUAAACCACGAACAAACAGUUUUCUUCCACCUUCGUAGAUUUUAUACAAAGGAAUAAAUUGAUGUCAAAUAUCAAAAUUCCUUUCUAAAAUCUUCAAGUUAUUAAAUUAAACUAUUAAAUUAAGAUAUAAGAGUACUAUGGAACCAAGUGUGAAACAAAAAUAUGUACAGAAUAUUCAUACGUAUAAUGAAUAAAUAAAUAUAGUGGGCAUAAACAGUGCGAAGCGAUAAAUAAUGCAGAUCCAAUCGAUGCAAAUAAACAGCAUCUGGAAAUUCGGAAUGAACAUGCAAAAUUGGAGCAAUCGAUCGCUAUUGCGAAAUGACCCUGGUUUAUUUGAUUAUAUUAUAAUGUAACGAAAUUCCUGUGCAAUUUAAUCUACGAUAAAUCGCUAAAUGAGAUCGACGUGUCUAAGUAUUAACUAAGUAAGUAGCUUUAGAAAGCUAGUUAAUAAUUAAAAAAAGACGAACUUUCAUUGUAAUACUCGUGAGGAAAAUUUUCAUACUGUAAGUAAAUACAACAAAAUUCCUAUAAAAACAUUUAAUGGACACAACUCUGUUGAAUCAAAUUUGAAAAAAGAAAAGUUAUAUUCGUGAGAAAGGAAUCGUAGAAAUAAUCGAGAUAACAUUCGCAUGAGUUAUUGAUGAAUUAGCUUGGCUCUCAAUGAAACUUUUGCCUCGACCAAACACGAUAUGACAUCUGAGUUGUUCUUUCGCAGAAAAUACAUGUUCAAUCUGUGGAAACAGCGCGCUGCAAUGUAAUUAGAAUCAUUUACCAGCAUACAGACGAGAACGGUGUGCAUCCAUUAAAAAUAUCAGACAGAAGAUACGUUUCAAAGCGGGUCCAGACGAGCGACUGUGGAAAACAUUCGAGGUGCCGUUCACAUUUCUUUGAAAAUUUAUGACAUACAGACUACUUCGUUGUAUGAUAAAUUUCAACGGAGUUUCGAAGAGAGAAAAUGGUACAAGAGACACGCAAAUACAUUGGUCGUUAAAAGAAAAAAUAGAAGAAGAUGCUGUGAUAACAAAUCCGAAGAGGCAGGAAGGAACGCAAAAUGCCCCAAGGAAGCAUUCACUGGCAAGGGACGCAGAGAAGAGCCUGCGGUCCAGGAGCUCACUGGAAUGUCCAGGAUACUUCGCAGAUCAACUGUCCGUGGCACAAGAAAUCAGAGGUAAUCUAACGAUAAGAGUGAAGAAUGAAUCACGUGGGUUCCAUCUAAAUAACCUCAGUUAUGCUGGUCCGAUCGUAAUGGGAGUAGGAGGUUUUAUCGUAGUAGCAGCCUGUGUAAUGACCUUCGAGGCUCGUGAUAACGCUGCCAAAGUGGUGCCGGCUCGUUUUCGCUUUAAUCAAACGUCGACAAUAAAAAACACAAGAAAUCAACGGAAUCGUAGGUCUACAUCUAGUCAAACAACCAAAUGGGAUCACCAACUCGGCGUGUUCAAAGUAAACAGAAGUCCAAGUCCAAGCAUACACGAAGUCUCUAGGAAACAAUUGACCGCGGAAUUCUUGCAAUUCUCUAAAGAACUGAGCGAGAAACAGACUGGGCACUCGAUUAAGAAAAGCCCCAGUGCACCAACGUUAAUUGAGAAGAAAUCACCUCGUAAAAGAACGCCAAAAUACGCUGGAUGUGCGUUAUUAAAUCCAGAAUUGUUACAGAGGCAUGCUCUUUCUGUUGAUAAUCCAAGCUACAGUCCUCAUCAGGUCAGCAGAGAAAGUUUGGAUCAACAAAAAAUGGGAGGCAGCCAAGUUUCAAUGGCGAUGGAUUUGCAUAUUCCUAAUAAAGGUCCAGUUACGUUGAAAGUUAAAGAUAGAUCGGAUACUGCGAGACGUCAUCAACUGCUUCGACAAACGAAAGUUGAUUAUGUCGAAGAAGUUGAGGAAGCAGUUAAAUCCCCGACGGGUCGUGGUUAUUCGCCUAAGUUAUCAGGUGCCUACAGCAAAUACCCAGACGAUUUUGUACCGAGAAAAAGAAACUCGAUAGAUAUAAGAUUAUUUGAGGAAUUGACCGCGUCGAAAGAUCUUACUAAAAUAUCCCCCAGAGACUUUCGUAAAAUCUCCUCUCCGAGCUUCCAUAAAAUGUCAUUUGACAAAGUUGGAAGCGAACGUAGAAUUGAAAGAAUGAUGGGCCAACGUAAAGCUAGCCUGGAGUUCAGGAAGAGUCCCGAUUUUCGCAGAGGGGAUUAUAGAAAAUUGUCAGUGGACAGAUUCUCCAUUGAUUGCACGAAAUACCUAUCUGACGAGGUGGAAAUGAGGUCAAGGGCAAGCAGUGGUGAAAAUCUAAAACGACAACGACAAGCAAAACUGCACCAUUCUAGGUCGGACGACAAUAAGAGAGCAUCUUUCGAGAAACAGCAGAAAGACGCGCAAUCAAGCAGAUACUCUUUGAACACGCAAGCUGUUAUCGAAAGUGGUGGAUCCGAAUCCGAGUUCAAGUAUUUCACGGCAGCAUCUCUCGACACUGAAGAAAGUCGAGCAGACAAUUCUGACGAUAGCCAUGCGAUCGAUGUCGAUGAACCUAUCGCCGCGAAUGUAUCGUCCGAUGGACCGACUGAAGUUGAUGCCUUACUUGAGGAACCUGAAUUAGAAAAUGUCCCGGAGAUAGAGGUAGAAACGCCGAGGGAUGAAUUGGACGAGACUGAAACACGCAAUGAAGUUUCAUUAAUAACCGAAAAUUUGAUAUGUAACAAUCAAGUAUCGAAGAAACAAGAACAGAAAAAGAAUAUUCGUAGCGAUGAUGCGAUAUUGCAUGAUUUUGUAAAAAGCAAAGGAACUACUUUGUAUAUAGAGGAUGAUGAAGUUUGAAGAAACGAUACUCUCAAUUAAUGGACUAAUUACCUACAAAAAAAUAAUUGGAUUAAGAGAUUUAAGAGAUAUACGAUUACUUCGAAUGAUUGAAAGAAGAAAAACUUCGCAACAGGUAAAAAUAAGAAAUGUAAAGGCUGAUUGUGAACAAAUUUACACGAAUGAAUUCCCAAGUUUUGAGUGAGAAUAGGUUCGCAUUUUCCACGUUAGAUACACGUUUAGUAGGAUAUUGUGAAAUUGUUUGUUGUAAAAGGUUGAUACAAUCACUUGUUAUUUGAUAACGUAUCCCUUAGAAAGGUAAAUAUUCAUAACAUUGGAUAUGUAAGUUUAAUGGAACAUUGCGCGAGUUAGUAAAAUUACAGCCACGUUUAGGCAAGAUAGACUUACAAGUCUAGAUAUAGUUUUACGUGCAAGUUUGUUACGAUCCUAUUUUUACUUGUAAUUUAGACAAAAUUUGAAUCAGGAACAAGCGUACUGACUAUUAAAAUUAGAAUAAUUGCUUUUUAAAAAAUAAAUAUUUUGCCUAAUAUUAACGAACUCACUCCGAAUCUUACGUUGUUUCACUGUAUCUUAUUUUAUGAUUCAUUAUAUAAUUAAAUAUUCUAUCUUUCAAUUUCGAACUACAAUAUACAGUAACGUAAUGUGUGCUCAAUGAUCUCAAAACAUAGUACAAGUGAAGCUAAUGUAGCUUUUCACAAAUUGCGUUUUGUUGCAAGACAAUCAUUUUCAAAAGAACAUUAUUUUCUUGACGAAAGAAACAUGAUAAACAUAAAAGCUUUCCGCGAUGAUGACAAAUAAUAUGCCCUCUUAUGUGAUCGAUCGAUCUGUACGAAAUUAACGUUUACCUAUAACGAAGGUACAUAAAAGUUAUGUUGAAAUUACGAUACAUAUUUCUACCGAGAAUAAUCAUACAAAUCUUUUACGCUAUAUUCUUUUUACAUUAUACAAUUUUCUCAAUGUUUAUGAUACGAAAAAUAAAGCGAAAAAACAAUGACAGUUGCAAAACGAAAAUGUUGAAAAUUAUUCACGUGAUUUCAUAUUUGGCAAUGUAUAAAAAGCCUUUCAAGUCGCUUUAAAAGUAUUUAACGUAAAUACAUACAUGCAUUUAAAAUAUUUCGAAAAAAUUGUUGAUAUGUAUUUGUAGCGAAAUUUUACUAAAAAUGUAUUUUCCAAUUUUUAACACAUAUGAUAAAUCGUAUUACCAUUCCUCAAUCUAUAUUAGCUAUUAAAUGACUGCUACAAAAAAAAUUGAAAGAAUACAUAUAUAUAUAAGAGAAUGCGUUGGCAUUUCAAACAACGUAUUUCUUAAAUUGAAACGAUAAACGGUAUAUUAAAUAAUAUAAAGGAAAAAUCAAUGUAUUUAUGACAUUUAUAUAUGACACGGGUUUGUCAUAUCGUCUCAAACUCGUUUAAAUACGUAUGACGUACAAUGUUAUAUUUACACAGUGUUGAGCUGUCCCUUGUAACACAUUUGUGAAAGUGCAGUAAUUCGAAAAGAAUUAACUGCCAAAAUCUUUCUUGUUCUAUUGUUAAACGUUUCACGAGUUGAGGCCUAUUUCAUUAUAUCUGCAUAAAAUAUCAAAAUCGUUCUUAAAUUUCAUGAAAAAAUACUUUUCCUUAGAUGAUAUAAGAAGAACGAAGGAAUUAAAUGAAUUUUGUAGGUAUACUCGAAUCGAGUGUAAAAGAAAAGAAAUGUAGCAAAAAUGACAAUCCAUUGACGUCGAGUGAUAUACCGUAUAUAUGUUGUUUUUUAAAAACAGAGGCUUAGCCAAAUGAAUAUAAAAAUCUAUUUUUAUAUCUCUCGUACGAUGAUAUGGUGACAUUGAUAAAACACAAUUGAACAUAUUAAGUCAGCAUAUAAUAAAAAACAGCGUUCUGUAGUUUAAUUUAUUUUUAGUACGAAUAAUAUACAUAUGAAAUCAGUAAAACAGCAUUUGUACGUGCAGAGAAAUUUCUUCGUUUAUUUUUAUUCGAUAUUUUGCACUAAAAAUUGGUGAUAAAACUGUUGAGAAACAUUUUCUAGGUAAACGGAAUAAAACGAGAAGAAACGAAUUGAGUUUGUUCAGAAAACAAAAAGUUGUUUAUUAUUCGAAUUUGAAUGGACCAAUGGUUAAAGAAAUAUACAUAUAAAAAUGAUAAAUCUCCGGUAAUAUUUGGAAUAUUAUUUCUCUGGGCUAAUAUGUCCUACCCAGUGUACUUACUUAGGGAAAUCUUUGUUAAAUAUUUUGUGUAUAUACGUUAAAAGCUAAAAUUUAUUAAAAUUUUUAAUUGUGUACAUGUUACAAAACUGAAAUAUUGUUGAACAUUUUUUCGUGUAAUAAAAUAAUUUUUUUUAACUUUUAUGAAUAAAAUUAUUAGAAGCAUAACUUUGAAGGAACAAAAUAUUUAUAUCGUUUUUUUAAAUUUACAUAAUAAGAAAUUUUAACUUUUGAAGUAUAAUUUCAUAUACACGAUUAGGUGCAGUGAAAUUUCAAAAUGAUGCAUUCAAUACUGGCGUUGCUCUGUUAAUUAUUCAUACUGAUAACAUGUAAAUAUACGAAAUACAUAGUUAACAAUUAACAAUAAAAACAUAAUCAAGCUGUGAUGAAAUUGUAAGUAAAUAAGGGUUAAUAACAAUAGGAAGGAUUGCUUGGUAUUAUCGUUAGUGUUGCAAAUUCGGUGCAAGAUUUCAAGAUAUACAAUUGAACUCAAGAAAAGCGGAUUGUAUUAUUAACGACUUAAAGAUACUCAUGGAAUACAUGAUUAAUGUCAAUUUAUAUAUGUCGGAGUAAAAUCGGAAGUAUGGGUGUUUGAUGAACCUUCACUAGAAUUUGCCAUUGUGGGUACAGCCGGUGUCGAUGGUUACAAGUGUCUCGGUUGCAAUAGAUUACAAGUAUUCGCGGCGAUCGGAUGGUCGAGAUAUAGAUGACAAUGGGUUCAGGUUCGGUAACGUGUCCUCGACCAACGGGACGGCGAAAUAAACGUGAUACACAAUUCUGGUUUUACUCAACGUAAUAGGUAUAAUGCUCUCAGUAAGCUCUCUCCGAUAACUUUCUCUCGAUAAUUCAGUAACUAAUUCAGCAACUCAAUCAGCAACUCGAUCAGCAACUCGACCAGCAACUCGACCAGCAACUCGAUCAGCAACUCGAUCAGCAACUCGACCAGCAACUCGAUCAGCAACUCGACCAGCAACUCGACCAGCAACUGUCUCUUAAUCCAAAUGGAACUACCCUUAUAUAGUCUUCUCCCACCUCUCGGGUCUUUGUUUUAAGGAGAGCUGCAUAAUUAUUUCAUACCUCUGUUAUUACACGUCCGUCCCGUGACCAUGGCUACGUUCGGUGACUCAUUAUGUCACUUCGAGCCCAAGCCCAUCGUCAUAAACCCUGAGUACACAUAAUCGGAUUAGCGUCUUACAACUAUUUCUUAGUUUUAUUGCUUAAGGGUAGCUAUAAUAAAAGUCUGGGCUAGGGUAUUGGGGGUUUUUUCAACCAUUCAAAAAAAAAAAAGGCCCCGAUGUCCUCUCAUCUCCGACAUAUAUUUAUUACUAUGAAAUUUGAAAAUGUGUAGAAAGAUCAAUUUCUUAAAAGUUUAAUAAUAACAUAUUUAGUUCGUUUCUAAUUCAAAACAUUUUGUUUAAAUUAAAGAUUAUUUCUUACAGAAUUAAGAACUACGUAUGAUGAAUACUUAAUCUUUUUUUAUAUUACACGUAACAUUAUUCCUAAAUGUCUGUAUUAAAAUCAAAUGAAGGCAAUAAUUGUGCAAUAUAAACAACUUGUUUAAAAAAUGUAAUUCUUAAAGAAUCAUUAUUUUACGUCCAUGUUGUAGAGCAAUAAAGAAACAUAUCAAAGGAAUCUCCGAUUGACAAUUGAAUGUGCACAAAAUCUGUACUCAAGGGUAUCUUUUGCAGCACUAACAAUGUUCUUUGCUUGACAUAAGCGGUUUUGUUGCAAGCCAAUUGUAUAUUUAGCAAGUAUAUUGAAACAAAUGAAUAUUGUAAGAUUCUGGAUUCAAUGUAAUCUUUGCAUGCUGAUUGUUGUAACGUCUCAAUAAAACAACUUCGAAAACAUAAUUUGUACAUAAAUUAUUACUUAAGAGAUAUAAAAGCGAUUGCAUACUA